Messenger RNA from Aspergillus fijiensis CBS 313.89, 834 nucleotides. RefSeq lists its product as uncharacterized. The record is from RefSeq and is a predicted model, not a curated record. The coding region runs from base 1 to 834 and encodes 277 amino acids. The transcript is spliced from 3 exons. NCBI's taxonomy places the organism in Eukaryota, Fungi, Ascomycota, Eurotiomycetes, Eurotiales, Aspergillaceae.
AUGACUCGCCCGCCCCUCCCAACCCACCAAACCACCACCCCGGGAUACGACAAACUCGCCACCCUGAUGGCCCUGGACCCGGGGUCCAGCAUCUUCCGGCGGUUUGCCAAGCUCAACGCCAAGAACCUUCUGUACCUCCAGGCGGAGCUGGUAUACCUGCAGACGGAGCUGGACGAAUGUGUCCAGAGAGACCACCGGUCCAGCUCGGACGAGAAGCGCGCCUACGCGUUCUCCGUGUGGCGGCUGCAGGAGUCGCUAGAUCAACCCGAGGAGGAGUAUCCGUCGCAGUGGCGGAAGGUCCUGGAGGCGCGGGCGCUGUUGAGGGAAUACAAUGAAGCCCUUCUCCAACAAGCGCAACUCCUCCGCUUGAGUGCCCCGGACCCUAGCGACCUUGAGGUCUUCAAGGAUUGGCUCCUGCGCGAAGAAGCCAGUCACUACCAAAAAUUUCGUCCUAUGUACCAGUGGCAUGAGAACGAGCCGGACCUGAUCGCCCUGUGCAGUCGCCACGAGGGCGCCGAUGCGUUCACGCGCUGGGUGUAUCGAUCCGUAAUUCCCUGGUUCCAUCGGCGCUGGGGCGUGAACGAUCUAAAUCGAAGAAACCACGCCACCGACGUCUGGUACUACAACAACCGCACCAUCAAGAGCCGCACCUACGUGGCCAGCCUGCUGAUUGCGGGGUUUCUGCCGGCCUCGUCCAUGAUUGUGCUGCACUUCCUGCGGGAUACGGUUGCGCGACUGGUGACGAUCUUCGUCUAUAAUAUGGUGUUUGUCCUCGUUAUGGGGCUGAUGGUGAAGGCGAGAAAGGUGGAUAUCUUUGCGACGGCGACGGCGUAA